CAAGACCAAGUCUUUAAGAGCAACUUCCCUUCCUCAGCUGCCUAAACUUUUUUUGUUGUUCUUGUGGCUGGAUAGAAGUGUCACAUUUUGCUCCCUCCUGAGACUGCUCUCACCCCCCUCGCAGAGAACUGCAGCCUGCCUCCGUGCAGGGGUUGCUGCCAGCUACCUCCAGCCUCCCCGGGAGGAGAGAGUACUUUAAGCAACUUGUAAGUCCUCUCACUGAACUACUAUGAAGUUUCUGGGGAAAUCCAGUCCUCAGAGAGCUGUUUUUCUGCCUCUUUGCUGGCUCCUUUUGAAGUUUCUGCAACCUGGACGCUGCCACCUUUACAACAACCGCUAUGCGGGUGAUAAGGUGAUAAGACUUCUUCCCAAGACAGAAGGGCAAGUACAUGCACUGAAGAAGAUGUACCACCAACUUCAGGUGGAUUUGUGGCAGCCCAGCAGCAUCUCCUAUGUAUCAGAAGGAACAGUUGUUGAUGUUCAUAUUCUUCAAAAUGCUUCCCAAGCCUUGUUAGCCUUCUUACAUGAGGCCAACAUCCAGUACACGAUCCUCAUCAAAGAUCUUCAGAAAACACUGGAAAAGGAAAGCAGUUUGAGAACCCAGAGAAAUCGCAGAUCCCUCUCAGCCUAUAACUAUGAGGUGUACCACUCCUUAGAAGAGAUUCAAGAUUGGAUGCAUCAGCUGAAUAAAACUUACACAGGCUUUAUUCACAUGUUCUCUAUUGGAAGAUCAUACGAGGGGAGAUCUCUUUUUAUCUUAAAGCUGGGCAGAAGAUCACAAGCUUACAAAAGAGCUGUUUGGAUAGACUGUGGUAUUCAUGCAAGAGAAUGGAUUGGCCCUGCCUUUUGCCAGUGGUUUGUAAAAGAAGCUCUGCUAACAUAUAGGAGUGACCCAGCCAUGAAAAAAAUGUUGAACCAUCUAUAUUUCUACAUAAUGCCUGUGUUCAAUGUCGAUGGAUAUCAUUUUAGCUGGACCCACGAUCGAUUUUGGAGAAAAACAAGGUCAAGGAACUCAAGAUUUCAUUGCCGUGGAGUUGAUGCUAAUCGUAACUGGAAAGUGAAAUGGUGUGUUGAAGGAGCUUCUAUGCACCCUUGCGAUGACACAUAUUGUGGUCCUUUCCCAGAAUCUGAGCCAGAAGUCAAAGCAGUAGCUAACUUCCUCCGAAAACACAGAAAGCACAUUAGAGCUUACCUUUCAUUUCAUGCAUAUGCUCAGAUGUUGCUGUACCCUUAUUCUUACAAAUACGCAACUAUCCCCAACUUCAGCUGUGUGGAAUCUGCAGCUCAUAAAGCUGUGAAAGCACUUCGGUCUGUAUACGGGGUACAGUACAGAUAUGGACCUGCCUCACGUACAUUGUACGUGAGCUCUGGGAGCUCAAUGGAUUGGGCCUACAAAAAUGGAAUUCCCUAUUCAUUUGCAUUUGAGUUACGUGACACUGGCUAUUUUGGAUUUUUACUGCCAGAGAUGCUCAUCAAACCCACCUGUACAGAGACCAUGCUGGCUGUGAAGAAUAUCACAAUGCACCUGCUAAAGAAGUGUCCCUGA
Messenger RNA from Ochotona princeps (American pika), 1546 nucleotides. RefSeq names its product carboxypeptidase A6 (gene CPA6). Bases 230 to 1546 code for a protein of 438 amino acids. Gene Ontology annotation, molecular function: zinc ion binding; metallocarboxypeptidase activity. Lineage: Eukaryota; Metazoa; Chordata; Mammalia; Lagomorpha; Ochotonidae. The transcript has 11 exons. The record is from RefSeq and is a predicted model, not a curated record. Gene Ontology annotation, biological process: proteolysis.